Messenger RNA from Daucus carota subsp. sativus, 3028 nucleotides. RefSeq names its product pentatricopeptide repeat-containing protein At4g21705, mitochondrial. The transcript is spliced from 4 exons. Gene Ontology annotation, molecular function: protein binding. Bases 88 to 1614 code for a protein of 508 amino acids. Lineage: Eukaryota; Viridiplantae; Streptophyta; Magnoliopsida; Apiales; Apiaceae. Gene Ontology annotation, cellular component: mitochondrion. The record is from RefSeq and is a predicted model, not a curated record.
UUUAAUUAGAAGUCUAUAAACCCUAAACCUCUCCGGCCUCCCCCAUUCCAAAAUCUGUAGUUUCUGAAGCCUUUAAGCCAGAAAGAAAUGGGCACAACAAUUUCCACCAUAAAACCAAGCUGCAACACAAACAAUCUCAUCAAAACUAAGUCUUUGCUUUCGCUGUCAAGAUACAGCACUGCUACUCAAUCAAAACCCAGUAACAGCAGCAGGCUAUUUCAAAGAAUCAAUCCUUUAAGAGACCCCAAAGUUAGCAUUCUUCCGGUGCUUGAUCAAUGGAUUACAGAAGGGAACAAGUUUAAAGAACCUGAUUUUCAACGUUUUGUUCGCGAACUUCGAGCUAGUAAAAGAUACUCUCACGCCCUCCAGCUUUGUGAGUGGGUCAACAUCAACAAUUUUUACCCAGUUUCUUCUGGGCAUCUUGCUUUGCAGUUGGAUCUCAUUGGUGUAGCCAGGGGACUUGAUGCUGCAGAGUGCUUCUUCGAUAAAUUGAGUGAAAAAGAAAAAGAUGAGAGGACAUAUGGAGCUCUACUUAACUGUUAUGUUCGAGAAGGACUUGUUGAUAAAUCCCUUUUGCAUAUGCAGAAAAUGAAGGAGAUUGGCUAUGCAUCUUCUCCUCUUGUUUACAACAAUCUCAUGUGUCUCUAUUCCCGCACUGGUCAACUAGAAAAGAUCCCAGAUGUGCUGACACAGAUGAAAGAAAAUGGCAUCUCACCUAAUAACUUCAGCUACAGAAUCUGCAUCAACUCGUAUGGAGAAAGAUCUGAUUUUGACAGUAUGCAAAAGACUCUAGAAGAAAUGGAGUGCCAACCUCAUGUCACUAUGGACUGGACCACAUAUUCUACAGCAGUCAAUCAUUACAUUAGAGCGGAACAAAAGGAGAAAGCACUCGUUGUCUUGAAAAAAUUGGAAGCAAAGCUGAAUAAAGAUGCUCUUGGUUACAAUCACUUAAUAUCGCAUUAUGCGAAUCUUGGUAACAAGAAUGAGGUGAUGAGAUUGUGGGGCCUUCAGAAAGUUGUCUGCAAGAAGCAAGUUAACAGAGAUUAUAUAACAAUGCUAGGUAUGUUGGGGAAACUUGGGGAAAUCGAGGAAAGCGAAAUAGUGCUUAAGGAAUGGGCAUCAUCGUGCCAGACUUUUGAUUUCCGUGUACCAAAUGUUUUCCUUAUCGGGUUAUGUUCUAAGGGGUUGGUAGAAAAAGCUGAAACUACACUGAAGAACAUAAUUAACACAGGUAAGACUCCAAUACCAAACUCUUGGGCUAUCAUUUCGUUAGGAUACAAGGAGGUGGAGAAUAUGGAAAAGGCUUUUGAGUGCAUGAAGGAAGCUCUGGCUGUUGCGGAAGGAAGUCCAGGUUGGAGACCAAAACCUGCACUGAUUUCAAGCAUAUUGCAUUGGCUUGGUGAAAAGGGUGAAAUCGCAGAAGUAGAAGCUUUUGUACGUUCACUGAGGUCUGUAAUCGCUGUUAACAAAGAAAUGUACCAUGCUCUAAUUAAAGCAAAUGUAAGAGGUGGUAUAGGAGUGGAUGAAAUUAUAGAAAGCAUGCAGUUUGAUAAUAUAGACAUCGAUGAAGGAACAGAGGAAAUCCUUGGCUUGAGAAAGGAGGUCACUGAAUGAUUCCAACCACUAUGUUUUCUUAAUUUUGGCCAUUUAAGCCAUGGUCAUAUUGGGCACCUGAAGUAGUUAAGUCAGUCUACUGUUACCAGUUGACCAGUUAGCUGAAUCUUGUUGCAGCAUGAAUCCCUGACUGCAUAGUCUACUUUAGAUUAUGGGUCCAAAUUAAUUUAUGUUUCUUCCAUAAGUCUAUUGUAAGAAAGAGUGCUUCGCAAGUCUGCAAGAUUUAGGAUCCAAGAAGUUGCACUUUCACGCAAGUAAGCAGACAUCUCUGUGCUUGAUUUGGAAGAUGGUUUUAUACUUAGAUAUUUAUAGUUGUCUUAUUUGAAGGAAGUACAUUACAAGUCUCUCCCUCUAAUAAAUUAUCUUCGGUAUAGAAGUCAACUAUGAUUGAAACGGGAAAAUUAUUUUAUACAAUUCUUUUAAAUCGUCACCUAUAUUUAAUUUUUUGCACCCAUCAAAAUACAUGAAUGGGGAGAGAGGAGAUGCCUCUCCUUUAUGAUAAAUUUUUUUAAUGUGCGUAGAUAUUUACAAAAUAAGUUGCAAAAUAGAAUUCCAUGUUGAAGUUUAUUUGAAAAUAAAGUUCUUGUCUCUGAAGUUGUGUGCAUUUGUUAGUGUUUGUGUGUGUGUGUGUAUUGUGGAGUUGUCUUUCUUGUCCUCUUCAUUGCCUUCUGUGCUAGGUUGCUGUUACUAAAGAGGUUGUUAUUUGUGCGGUGACAAACUUGCGUGUUGUAACUAUCUUGAAUUGGAACCACAUUACUGGCAUGUCCUAACCAGGUUUACCAUUAGUCAAUCCAAGUGUAUCUGUUUAUUGGAUUGCCCUGUUCCAUCAGACUGUGAUAUUUGUUUUCUGUAGAUAGUUAAAUCGAACGAUACUAUCUAAUUGUCCUUCCAGGUAUGUCAGGCAACUUAACAGCUAUCUUGUUCACUUAGUUGUGAAGAUAUCCUAAAUUUCAGUAGCCAUCAGAGUGUGACCUGUGGUAUUUCAGCUAUCCUAUAUUUCAAUUUGUUCUGGCCAGCAGAGUAAUACAUAUUUGUUGCCAAUAAUGCCAACUUUGAUGUAAUACCCUCCCUUCAUUUAGUCUUUUGGAGCUGCAAGUUUAUUGCCCAUGCUUCAGAUGUACCCUUGCGGUUUUAUGGGAGCCCCGUGGCAUGAGCAUUUUGAAGGAUGUUUUAAUUGAUGGAAGUAGGAAACCAAUGACAGGUCUAUGAACUCACAUUCACCGGUCAUAAGUCUGUAGCAAGGAUUGGUAUCUACUACAGAUAUCUGAUUUAAACCUCCAGGGCAUGGUAAAUUUUUGAAGCCUUGAGGAAGACCCUGAAGUCUGUGCAGAGCAAUGAGACAAUCUUCCCAUUUACGGUGAAGGGGACAUGGCGAUAUUUAUCAUGAUAAAGAAAAUGAUGCAGGCCAAAACAG